Messenger RNA from Amoebophrya sp. A25, 693 nucleotides. NCBI's taxonomy places the organism in Eukaryota, Dinophyceae, Syndiniales, Amoebophryaceae. The record is from the annotation of a GenBank genome assembly.
AUGAUUUUGGCCGCACCCCACUCCACUGGGCUGUAGUGAAUGGACAUCGGGAUGUUGUUGAAUUCCUUCUAAAACAUGACUUUGGCAGCUCGUCGUCUUCUUCAAGAUCAAGUAAUUCUAGCACAGUAGACCCAUCUAUCCGCGAUAAGAACAAUGAGACCGCUCUGGAGUUGGCUGAAAGAAGGGCUCUGUGCGCUAAUGCAGCUGACCGCGGGGGCGGCGGGUUACCUGCGAGUUUGUUUGGGGGUAUUGCGAAGCUGUUAGGCGGAAGUGGCUCGACCAAAAACCUACAGGAGAAGAAGGUGGCUCCUUAGGGUUUAGGGCUAGCAUAGGCUAGCAUGAUCUAAGGAAAUAAGGGAGGUAACGUUGACAUCAAGGCUACUCUUCCUUCUCAUCAGUAUCUUGGUUAUUCUGAUCAGUUACUUGCUUAUUUCAGUUUAUUGAAUACAUGGCCAACUACUUCAACCUAUAAAAAUUAGUACAACUAGUACUUGAUGUUUUGUUUUUCCCUAUUGAUUCGGUUUUCCCUUUUCGGUUUUCACUACCACUACCACUACACCACGUUCAUCAAGCAUGAGAUCAUCUGAGGUUUUAUUUUAUCGCAAUUUUACUCGUGCAAAGGAGUUGACCAGCAAACCGUGAUUUCGAGGAAGUCGAAAUGAUCCCCAACUGUCUAUAAUGAUCAUGUGUCUG